CUCUAGUAGCUUAUGAAGUCUUGGCCUUUUCUGUUAAUGUUUUUCAGAAUCUCGGUCACAUUUCACCUGUGUAUUCUAGUUUUUGGAUCUGUACUUUGGCUAAUAAAGCAGUCUGUACCCUAAUGCAAUUUUACCACCAACUGAAACAUUACUACAUUUUUUUAAUUUUUGAAAAUUUGAGAAACCAGUGUUUUAGCCUUGGUGUAGUAUGAAAAAAAAAAUCUGAUAACAAAUACUUGGUAAAAAUAUUUACCAAAGAGUUUCUGAUCUGUAAUAUUAUAUGGCAUUUAAUGCAAUCCUCUUGAAAACGGGAAGUUGGAAGGAGAUACUGUAAUACUCUGAAAAGCUUGAUACUAGAUUUUAUGGUUAUCAUACAGUACGUUGGUAAAUUCCAGUAAAUAUCUCACAAUUUUCCCUCAGCUUAUCGCACUUGAUUUAUUGUAUUUCUUAUAUAUAUAUUGCAUAUAAAUAAUAAAUACGAAAUUCCAAAUCUCUGCUCUGCUUUCAUCUUUCAUGCAAACACCUUCUUUUGUGGGGUAUGUGGCAGGAAGUGCCAUUUAAAUAGAAAGCAGAAGUAAGACUUCAUUAUUUGACUCAUAAUGCUUUACUAAAAUGACAUGAGAUGCGCUACUGUUAGUCACUGUCGCCCAUUCUGCAGAACGUUCAGCGGAACAGAUAACGCAGGAUUCUUCCCGAUAAUACUUGCACUAAUGCAGGCUCAAGGGCUCCCCUGGUUAUCAGUGGUGGUACUCCUGGUGUCUUUGCCACAUUCCUUCUUGCUGGACAUGGAGACAUUUAUUCUUGACUACUCUUCCAGAAACCUUUCUGCUGUUCCCCCCGAUCUCCCACCAUCUAUUCAAUGCCUAGAUCUCUCUCAGAAUCGAAUUUUGACCUUGAACAAACAUGACUUCCAUAGAACACCCAGGCUCCAUUUUCUCAAUCUCUCCUGGAACAUUCUGGAAGAUAUACACCAAGACACAUUUAUUUCCACUCCUCUUCUGGUAACACUGGAUUUGUCCCACAACAGACUGAAAAAGCUGUCCCACCAACAAUACCUGCUGCAAGCACAAAACCUACAGUACUUGGACUUGUCAUCCAACUUGUUUGCAGUAAUGGCACUAGGGGGUGAGUUUCCCAAACUCACAAAACUUAAGUGGCUUGGUUUGAGUGCCAGGACUAUUCAGAACAACAACUUUGCGAACAUCUCUGACCUCCAUCUCCAAACUCUCUUCAUUCAGGCUCAAAAUUUGAUGGGGUAUGAAAACGGAAGUCUCACGGGUGCAAAGGCAGACAAAAUUGUUGUCCUAAUGUCUAAUAAUGUAUUUGAUCUCCCAGUAAUUGCUGACGCUUUGGCAUCCUUUAAAGAAGUAGAGCUGAGGGGGUUACACGAUCCAGAGGACUUCCUUGGAAUACUUGCGACACGCCAAGUACGCAUUCAAACAGUUAAUUUACACUUAUCUUCUGUUUGGAGUACCUGGAAGGUAAUAACAGCCCUUACCAACAGGACCUUAAUGUCAUCUAUCCGCCAGUUUAGUUUGUCUAAUCUAACCCUUCAUGAUAUGAUGGGACGUUAUUUUGUGGUCCAAGGCUACUCUUUAGAUUCUUUCAGUAUUAGACAGGCAUCAGUGACUGUGUUCCUUUUUGAUCAGCAGAGUCUAUACGACUUCAUCAUCAGUAUACCUGCAAGAAAUCUAACUUUUGCCCAGACACCAAUAGUCCAUAUGACCUGCCCAAAGGUUGUUAGCAUGAUACAGAUGCUUGAUUUAUCUGACUGUGUCCUAACUGAAAAAGUCUUCAAAGGUCUCCAUGGGGAAUGUAACACUUUGAUCAAUCUGGAGGUAUUGGUCUUGAAGGGCAAUAACCUUAGACAGUUGAUGCCACUGACUUCAAGAGUUCAACUAAUGAGCUCUUUAAGACAUGUGGACUUUAGCCAGAACUCACUGACAUAUGAGGAAACUCAGGGUGGAUGCACUUGGCCUUCUAAAAUCACCCACUUGGAUUUAUCUUUUAAUGAGUUUGACCAGACUGUUUUUAAGUGCUUGCCGAAUGCUCUAGUCAAUCUCAACCUCCAGAACAACCAUAUCAGUGCAAUUCCAGCAAAUAUUUCUGGUCUGGACUCUCUCAAAAUUCUAGAUCUUACGGCAAAUCGUCUGCUGGAUCUCCCAGACUGCCUGGGGUAUCCAAAAUUGCAGAAACUUGUGCUACGUGGCAAUUUCCUUCAUGCACCAUCAACAGGCUCUCUCAAGACCUGUUCACACCUAACUGUAGUGGAUAUCAGUAUGAAUCCCUACAUCUGUACCUGCCCUUUGAGAGAAUUCACCAACCUUAUUGACGACAAGGGUACACUGGGUGGCUCAAAUUCUUGGAAGAACCAAAGGAUUACCGUUGCUCAUUGGCCAGAUGGGUAUCAAUGUAGUUACCCGGAGUACUGGAGAAAAGCAAUGCUUAAAAACUUCAGUCUGCUUGAGAUCACCUGCAACGCCGGACUGCUGGCAGUAACCAUUUUGCUCCCAGCCAUAAUUUUGGUCAUUACUGUAGGAAUUCUAUGCCAACAACUAGAUCUUCCUUGGUAUAUGGGCAUGAUUUGGAAAUGGACUCGUGCAAAGCACCGUGCCCGAAGUUCCCAGCAACGACCAGAAGAUCUUGAAGGAGUACGCUACCAUGCUUUCAUUUCCUAUAGCCAAAGAAAUGCCAACUGGGUUAUAGAUCAACUCUUGCCCAAACUUGAAGGUGAGGACUCUACGACCCAAAAUGGACUGAGGGUUUGUCACCAUGAGCGAGACUUCAUCCCGGGAAGGCCAAUCUUAGACAACAUCCUCCGGUGCAUAGAACAAAGUAGAUGCUGCGUCUUUGUGCUGUCCUCUCACUUUGUGCAGAGUGACUGGUGUCACUACGAGCUGUACUUUGCAAGCCACCAGUGGAUAACACGAGGUAUGGACAAUAUCAUUCUCAUUCUGCUAGAGCCAUUGCCUACAUAUCUUAUACCCUCUAAGUAUCACCAGCUAAAGGCAAUGAUGGCCAGACGCACUUACUUAGAGUGGCCCCAGGACAAAGCUAAACAGAGAAUGUUUUGGGCAAACCUUCGUGCGGCACUGCAAGCGGAUCUACCCCAUUCUGUUGAGAGAGAAUGGGAAUGAGAGGACAAAAGAAUUCUA
This is a messenger RNA of Pangasianodon hypophthalmus (striped catfish), 3155 nucleotides long. RefSeq names its product toll-like receptor 1 (gene tlr1). Gene Ontology annotation, cellular component: membrane. The coding region runs from base 618 to 3137 and encodes 839 amino acids. Gene Ontology annotation, molecular function: transmembrane signaling receptor activity; protein binding. The transcript has 2 exons. Lineage: Eukaryota; Metazoa; Chordata; Actinopteri; Siluriformes; Pangasiidae. Gene Ontology annotation, biological process: inflammatory response; toll-like receptor signaling pathway; immune response. The record is from RefSeq and is a predicted model, not a curated record.